Messenger RNA from Salvelinus fontinalis (brook trout), 4401 nucleotides. Its product is annotated as zinc finger protein 16-like. Gene Ontology annotation, molecular function: RNA polymerase II cis-regulatory region sequence-specific DNA binding; DNA-binding transcription factor activity. The record is from RefSeq and is a predicted model, not a curated record. NCBI's taxonomy places the organism in Eukaryota, Metazoa, Chordata, Actinopteri, Salmoniformes, Salmonidae. Gene Ontology annotation, biological process: regulation of transcription by RNA polymerase II. The coding region runs from base 97 to 1758 and encodes 553 amino acids. The transcript is spliced from 3 exons.
CCGGAAGUUAGUUUUUAAGUGUUGCUGACGAGACGCUCAUUCUACCAACCACAGUAGCUAGUCUGUUAGCUAGCUAACUUUAAAGCCUGCAAAGACAUGAGCCGCAAAAGGAACCACAGUUUCACUGAAACAAGCCUUUCGCCCGACCCUCAAAACGCAUUCAUGGACACGCCGGGGCCUACGGCGAGAGCCGACGAUGAUUUCUUGGAAUUCGAACCCGACGAGGAGCUACUCUGCUCGGUGAACGACAUCACCGAACACCUUGGGAGAAACAUAACAGUGGUGCUCGAGACAGCAUUGUCCGAAAUCAGGAAAAUUGUCAGCGUCAGGAUACGCGUUCUGAAAAUUGAGCUUCGGGAGAAAACAGACGAAAUUGAAGUCCUUAAAGCAAGGCUGGAGAUACAAAGAGACGGUAGGGACCCGUACCCCGGCGGAAUGACCACCGAGGCAUCAUCUGUAUUCCGAAAAUCAGACUUACAUUCGGGCAACAAGCACAGCAACGAGCCCAAGAAAGCCAAACCAGCCAUGCCUGGUGUAAAGAAAGAAAACAUCAAUGCAAUUUGCGAUUAUCUGAUGAAAGAUAAGAAUUCACGGGGGGCUGAAGCGGACAGCGACCCGAGCAAUCCUCCGUCUGGUAGUGACAGGGACAGCCGCCACGACCCCCAGCCGCACUCCCUCAACCUGUGGCCGGACACCAUCCCUGACGCGGGGUCUGGGGAUGAGGAGUCGGACUCGAACACGGAUGACCUAUUCGGCAUACUACCAUCGGGAAGCAAACGGAUCUACGACUACGAAUGGAUGACGGGUGUGGAGUACACGUCGGAUUUGAAAGGUAUGAGGGAGCCUAAAUGUGAGACAAUACCAGACGAAGAAGAGAAAGACGAGGAAGAGGGUGAUGAGUCAAACGAAAGGGAUGGUGGAUUGGAGCAUCCCUCAGCACCUUUCUCCCGUGACGCCCACACCCCUGACUUUCCCCUGGCCCCACAGGGCUCUUCGGGAGGGGAGGGGGACGGUUCUGUGGAGGACCAUGUGGAUCGACUAGAACCAGGCCAGCAGUUUCCCUCCCACACAUACCUCUGCCCGCUGUGUGGAACCUUCUGCCCCGACUCCUUGUUCCUGGAGGAACACAUCAAACUGAUACACGGCAACACCACCGGCACCCACAGCGCCCUGCAGUCCACCUCCACCGCACUCCUCACCCUGGGGGAGGGUAGCAGUAACUCCAAGCGGGGGUUGGGGGUGCUGGAAGGUGGGAGCAUGGCGGCUGGGUCCGGGGGGGUGAGCCUGGCAAGAGGAGGAGGAGGCGGGGGGGGUACGAGGGAGAAGAAAGUGGAAGGGGGCUACGAGUGCGGCGACUGUGGCCGCCAUUUCAACUACUUGGGCAACCUGCGGCAGCACCAGCGCAUCCAUACAGGGGAAAAGCCCUUCAUAUGCCCCGAGUGUGGGGAGAGGUUCCGGCACGCUGCCCGAUUGAAGAGUCACCGGCUGGGGCACAAUGGCGGGCAGAGCCCCUUCCCGUGCCCCCAGUGUGGGAAAGGCUUCCCGGUGCUCUCCGGCUUAAAGAGGCACCAGCGGGUGCAUACAGGGGAGAGCCCCUACGCAUGCCAGCAGUGUGGGCGGCGCUUCAAGGAGCUUGGUAACCUUUAUACCCACCAGAGGAUCCAUAGUGGUGCCACACCCUAUUGCUGCCAGCAAUGUGGGAGGAGCUUCCGUCACCUGGGCACCUACAAGAGCCACCGCUGCACCCCAAUACAGUGACAGUGACACUUGUUACCUUGGAGCUAGGCUGGCCUACUGCUAAGUGUAGCCUAGCCAUCGCAGGAGCCUAUUGAUUGAUAUGCUGUUGAGUAGACUGAGGCAGGAACAUUGUCUGUCUAAAGACAAGCACCAUACAGACUCAAAAGGGAGGGUGCCAUGAUGGGAAAGGUCAAAGUGCAUCAUGAUAAAGAGAUGAAAGCAUGCCCCUGUUCCAAUACUUCAGAAACACAUCACUCCUUCCCAGUUCUGUGAAAUAAUCCAUGACUUAUUCAACAUUAUAAACUAGGUGGUUCGAGCCCUGAAUGCUGAUUGGCUGACAACUGUGGUAUAUCAGACCGUAUACUGCUUUCAUUACAUUGGUAACAAUAAUAGCAAUAAGGUACCUCGGGCCUUGUUGCUUAAUGAUGGUAUAGGUGAAAGCAAUAUGUUUCGCCAACCCCGAGUGGCACAGCGGUCUAAGGCACUGCAUCUUAGUGCUACAGGCGUCACUACAGACCCUGGUUCGAUUCCAGGCUGUAUCACAACUGGUCAUGAUUGGGAGUCCCAUAGGGCGGCGCACAUUUGGCCCAGCGUCGUUCGGGUUAUGGUUUUGCCGGGGUAGGCCGUCAAUGUAAAUAAGAAUUUGUUCUUAACUGACUUGCCUAGUUAAAUAAAGGUUAAAUAAAUAAAUAAAAAACAGUCAGAUCAGGGAUUAUUUCUAGGAAGCAAGGACGGAAGGAAGGAUGCAUUUUAGUUGUAUUCAAAUAGGACCCAUGUAGGCAUAUCCUGUUGGGAAGAGGACUCACACUACUAAAAGAACAGUGGGACUCUGCUGCCACCUUAUGGACUUCUUAUAUUACUGCACAAAUUAAGUUUCACAGUGGUACUGCUGAAUGUUUUAACCUCACUUACCUACCAGCGACUAUUCUGCCCAGAGCAGAUGAGUUGGCAUUUUAUCUUCUUUUUUUAUAAUGACGUAACCUAUAUUACUGACACUAUAUUCUUUAGACCUUUUUGGUAUGUCCACCUGCAUGAAGAUGACAACAUCGUCAUGUGAGAAAUCCUCUGUUCAGUUCUAUGCUACCUCUCUGGCAUGUAGAACAAGGAAUCAAUUCGGCUCUAUGGCAUUUCUAUCUGCAACGUUUGACAAACUGAACGCAGUCCUGAUAUCUGUAGCCCUUUCAAAUGAACCCCUCUCUCAACAGACUAGUUAUCUACACGGUUCAGGAAAACAUUCAGUUCAAGGUGAAUUAUAUGGAAAGAAAAUGGCCCCCUCUUGUCUCAAUUCACCCCAAUUGUGUAGCUGAAAAUAUCCCCAAUACUGUAUGUGACUGUUGAACACAUAACAAAAGAAAACAAAAACUGUCCGGUAAACAAUUCAUAUUAAAACGGUAAAUGUGAAAUGCUAAUAAUUGGCAAUCUGCAUCCUAUGUGGUGCUUUGUGUUGUGUGAGUGUACUUUCAAUAAUACUAAUACUUUCCCCCAUUGACGAAGACUUCCUUAUGUGGACUAAGAUAAGGAGAGGGACGUGAUGUAAGGAUUGGCAUACUUGGAAUAGAAAAUGUUUAAAUGGUGUACGCUUCUAAGAAACAGUCAGUGCCCAGAGUUCCUUGGUGAUUUGUGUGUGUUUGUGUACUUGUUUGUAUAACCAGCGGGCACUGCAUUUCUGUGUCUGUGCAGCUGUGUCUUCAUCUGCCCCCUGCAGAGGGACAAUCAAAGGGAGAUAAACAUUACUACACUCCAUCACUGAUCACGACAAGCCCUUUACACACACACACACACACAGUGGCUCUCACUAAAGGCAUCAGAAUUGUUGGAAAGCCGCAGAGAGAGACAGAGCAGGAGAACGCUAGUAGCAUUUUGGCCCAGUAGGCCUACAUACCAGAGAGACUUCCAUCCAAACAUGAAGGGCAAUACAUUUGCAACACAAACAUAUUCAUUCAAAACAGGCCGCUGACUGUGGAAAUGUGGUCCUUUAUUCUUUGCUAUUCCUGAUGAUAUGUAAAGUUAACAGACUCGGCAGGAAGCAUACUGAACAAAAGUAUAAAUGCAAUAAUUUCAAAGAUUUUACUGUAUUUACAAAUCACAAUCAAAUCAAAUUUUAUUUGUCACAUACACAUGGUUAGCAGAUGUUAAUACGAGUGUAGCGAAAUGCUUGUGCUUCUAGUUCCGACAAUGCAGUAAUAACCAACGAGUAAUCUAACCUAACAAUUCCACAACUACUACCUUAUACACAUAGGUGUAAAGGGAUAAAGAAUAUGUACAUAAAGAUAUAUGAAUGAGUGAUGGUACAGAACGGCAUAGGCAAGAUGCAGUAGAUGGUAUAGAGUACAGUAUAUACAUAUGAGAUGAGUAAUGUAGGGUAUAUAAACAUAAAGUGGCAUAGUUUAAAGUGGCUAGUGAUACAUGUAUUACAUAAAGAUGGCAAGAUGCAAUAGAUUAUAUAGAGUACAGUAUAUACAUAUGAGAUGAGUAAUGUAGGGUAUGUAAACAUUAUAUUAAGUGGCAUUGUUUAAAGUGGCUAGUGAUACAUUUUUACAUACAUUUCCAUCAAUUCCCAUUAUUAAAGUGGCUGGAGUUGAGUCAGUAUGUUGGCAGCGGCCACUAAAUGUUAGUGGUGGCUGUUUUAACAGUCUGAUGGCCUUGAGAUAGAAGCUGUUUUUC